Messenger RNA from Arabis nemorensis, 345 nucleotides. The record is from the annotation of a GenBank genome assembly. NCBI's taxonomy places the organism in Eukaryota, Viridiplantae, Streptophyta, Magnoliopsida, Brassicales, Brassicaceae.
AUGGAUAUCGACGAGAUCUUUGCUUGCUCUGGCCUAACCUCCCGUCCACCGGUUCAACCGUCAGUGACGUUUACACCAGAUCUGCAACACAUGCUCUUUCACCGUCACACCCUAAGCUCGCCGCCGGAUCUUUCAGAUUCGCUGGAUUCACCUUCCCUUACCGUGUUGAUCUCCGCUUCAUAUCCUCGGCUGUUUCCACCUCAUCCUCCGACGUAUGCACAACUAUCUUCUUCGUCGAGAUCUCAUAAGAUUAUUGUAAAUUGUAAUGCUCAUGUCUCGCAUCUAUCUCCAUCUUCCAUGUGGGCGAGGUUCUUCGUUGAUGAUACCCACCUCCUGGAUCCGUAA